Messenger RNA from Talaromyces stipitatus ATCC 10500, 384 nucleotides. RefSeq lists its product as uncharacterized. The coding region runs from base 1 to 384 and encodes 127 amino acids. The record is from RefSeq and is a predicted model, not a curated record. NCBI's taxonomy places the organism in Eukaryota, Fungi, Ascomycota, Eurotiomycetes, Eurotiales, Trichocomaceae. The transcript is spliced from 2 exons.
AUGGAACGCCGCACCAUCAGCGCCGAAGCUCUCGACAAGCUGAGAGUCGUUGCAGAUUGGUUUCAACAACCAGGCAUAAAAGUCAAAACUAUCUCUGCAAAUAUGUCCAAAUGCAUUGAUCCUGCUCGGUCUUCCAAGAUCGCGCCCUUACUUGUGGAGCUAGGCCACAGGGAUAAGGGUCACUCUCUUUGGCGACUUUCUGGAAAAUCAGUAUUUUACAAAGACCCCGGCUUCGAUAAUCUAUUCUACCCCUUCGCGCCCGUUGAAGUUGAUGGCACAAAGCUCGAGCCGGGAGAUUUCCUACGAUUCGUGGAGGACAAGCCUUUGACUGCGGAAUUAGAUUGUCUUAUUAUAUGUGUCCCCGAGAUUGACAAGGAGAGUUGA